Alternaria rosae is the source of this 2276-nucleotide messenger RNA. RefSeq lists its product as uncharacterized. The coding region runs from base 232 to 2076 and encodes 614 amino acids. The transcript is spliced from 2 exons. The record is from RefSeq and is a predicted model, not a curated record. NCBI's taxonomy places the organism in Eukaryota, Fungi, Ascomycota, Dothideomycetes, Pleosporales, Pleosporaceae.
CGUUGCAGAUCGUUGAACACAGCGUUAGGCGUUACUAGGCAGGACGCCUUACCAGACCAUAGCCAAUGACCAGCAUCUGUACAACACCUCAGCCACUUUUGGCCCCCACCCAGCCCAAGCCAACCAAGCCGCUAGGCCAGUGGCCUCGUCGCAUAUGAAUAAUACUCAGUCCUGUCGACCCUUCGCAGGUUUUGAAACACGAAGCUAUCGCUGCUCUCCCGGAUCGUGAGCAUGGCUUCAUCUUGCUCUGCAUCUAUGCGUUCGCUAGAGCUCAACCAAGAGUACCUUCCGACGGCCACCGCUCCAGUCAGAGCAGGCCCACUUGCAGGCAGUCUCAACCAGAAUCGUUUACAUGGUCUCCCGGACCACGGCCACGCCACUCACAGCGAAAGGCUGCUCGGUAACAACCUAGCAUGGAGUUCAGAAGGACCGGAAUCCGUAUCUUCAAAGGAACAGGCCAUUGUCCGAAUGCAUUAUGAUCCACCGAAGCGUUAUGGAAGCUUCCACUUGGGAGAUUGGCGGUGGGAGGUUGCAUCCGCAGUCUUCAGUCUACUGUGCGUUGUUGCCAUAACAAUCAUAUUAAAAGUCUACCAGGAGAGGCCCUUGUCCGAUUGGCAUUUUGUUCACAAUAUUACGCUAAACACAGUCGUUGCACUUCUUUCGACCUUAUCGCGGACAGCCCUGAUAGUACCAGUUGCAUCAUGCCUUAGUCAACUGAAGUGGAUUCAUCUGGUCAGGUCACCACGCCCACUGCGAGAGAUGCAAAUCUUCGACGACGCCAGUCGUGGACCUUGGGGCUCUCUGGAACUUGUUUGGAGAUUGCAUCUUAAAACUAAGCUGGCAACAUGGGGUUCUCUGAUCACGAUACUGUCUCUUGCCAUGGGCCCCUUGUCGCAGCAGUUGCUCUCGUAUCCUUCAAGAUUGCAUUUUGACACCUCUGGUGCGACCUUCUACAAGAAUCAGAUAUAUGAUUCUGGCGCCGACAGGGGCGUCACCGGACGAGGGGUUGUAAGGCGGAUGAUGGAUCCAAAGAUACAAGGCGCUAUUCUCAACGGACUCUACAACCUCAGCGCGCCAGUGCAAGUCGAAUGUCAGACUGGAAAUUGCCAAUGGGAUGACUUCACAACCUUGGCAGUGACCAGCAAUUGUACAAACGUCACAUCCACUUCUUACAACAUCUGUGAUCGGGUAAUCGCAGGGAGAAGAUGCAACUAUACAACUCCAUCUGGUUUCUUCAUUGAGUCGUCUUCACAUCAAAGCUCAGGCGGCGGAGGAUCAACUCAGUUCAAUAGUACCGCUCAUAUACAGCGUGCGCAACAAAUUGGGAGUGUACUCAACAGCUCCAUCGUCAGCUUCGCUACCGCCAACAUGGAGUCGCCUUUUAGCAUGGACAACCCAGACCUCACUGAAUGUGACAUACGUUGGGUCGGUCGGCAUGUUCGUAACAUGACCGUCGUAAACGGUACCUUCAACCCUGGAAUCAUACAAGACCAUGAACUUUACGGCAUCGCCAACCCAUUCGACGCGACAUAUUGGGUCUCUUUCAACGUCUCGAAUGAGACUACAACACUCCCCGGUAAUACAACUUUCAGCGUCGGUCCAGUCGAUAACGAGGGAAUGAUGGCGUUUCUCUCUGGUAUAUUUUCCUCUUCAAUCAAAGACGCGUACGGUCUUGCCUUGCAAAACUCUACCAACCUCACAGAAACCGUGCAAGCUAUCAGCACUUCAAUGACGUACGCUUUCGGUCAAGGGCCUAGUAGCAUCAAACUCCCCGGUAGAACAAUUACGACGGAACAAUACAUAAAAGUCCAUUGGGCCUGGAUAAGUGCACCAGUCGUCGAAGUCAUUAUGGGUAUUGCGUUCUUCAUAGCUACGCUCGUACAUACAUCGAGGAGGGGCGUAGUGGCUUGGAAGAGCUCUGCCAUCGUACCACUGUUCACACAUAUCGAGGGAUGGCGUAUCGAAGAAAGCAGGAUGGGAAGUGCACGAGAAGUGGAGAAGAGGGCUAAGGAGAUGAGAGGCUUGCUAGAGAGGGACGAAGACGGUGGUCAGAGGUUCAGACGCAUGGAUGCAUGAUCUAUCCUAGGAGCCACAAGAUGUACGACCAUGAUAAUACGACGCCGACGCCGAUGAAACCUCCUAACUCUGUGCCUGACGAUACGCUGUGCGUUAUGACCCCUGCGAUGACCGCUGCAACUGUCGCAAUGACGAAGGACAGGGCCAGCGGCCAUGCUAGGUACGUCUUGUCGAUGACAUGGCCAAUGCACAGGACUUUU